AUGAAGCAAGAGAUCAAUGGACUGCAGCGAGGGCUCCGUCAGCUUCAGCUAGAGAUUGAUAGAGAAGAAGAGGAGUUUAAGGAGAUUGUAAUCAAGAUCAACACCACACGCGAAGGACCGCACCGCAAGUUGCUCAGAGAAUUAGGUGAUUCAACCACCGUGGUUCAAAUGUCACUGCAUGAUCUGAACGAAGCUCUUGAGACCAUGUCCGAGCUCGAGACAGACUUUAGUCCCGAAGUCGGCUUAUCAUUGCCGAUGUACUACGCUUUCUACUAUCAGCCGUUAUUCCGACGUUUCGGUCCCCUAAACUUGGACCCGGAGGUCUAUUCUCGCACAGAGAUGAACGGAUGGAUUCAUUGA
This is a messenger RNA of Letharia lupina, 360 nucleotides long. RefSeq lists its product as uncharacterized. The record is from RefSeq and is a predicted model, not a curated record. The transcript is spliced from 2 exons. Bases 1 to 360 code for a protein of 119 amino acids. Lineage: Eukaryota; Fungi; Ascomycota; Lecanoromycetes; Lecanorales; Parmeliaceae.